Molecule: messenger RNA, 7968 nt
Organism: Microcebus murinus (gray mouse lemur)
Lineage: Eukaryota; Metazoa; Chordata; Mammalia; Primates; Cheirogaleidae
Gene: CSPG4
Product: chondroitin sulfate proteoglycan 4
Biological process (GO): anatomical structure morphogenesis
Source: RefSeq, a predicted model, not a curated record
UCCCACUCUGGUGUCCACACUCUGCUCGGCACCGCGGCCACUGCACAUCCCUUCCCGCCAGUCCCGCCAGUCCCGCCGCCCAGCCUGCGUGAUGCCGACCAGCCCCCGGCCCCCGCCUGCGGCCCCCGCCCUGACCCUGGCUCUGGCCAUGGCUGUGCUGGCCAGACUCACAUCCACAGCCUCCUUCUUCGGAGAGAGCCACCUGGAGGUGCCGGUGGCCACGGCCCUCACCGCCGUGGACCUGCAGCUGCAGCUCUCCACGUCCCAGCCCGAGGCCCUGCUUGUCCUGGCCGCGGGCCCGGCCGACCACCUCCUGCUGCAGCUCUUCUCCGGCCGCCUGCAGGUCAGACUGGUCCUGGGCCAGGAGGAGCUGAGACUGCAGAUCCCGGCAGGGCCCCCGCUGAGCGACGGCCUCCCCCACACCGUGGCGCUGGCUGUUUCGGACAGCUGGGCCACGCUGUCCGUUGACGGGGUCCUGAACGCCUCUGCCCCGGUCCCGGGAGCCCCCCUAGAGGUCCCCUAUGGGAUCUUCGUGGGGGGCACUGGGCGCCUCAGCCUGCCCUACCUGAGGGAGACCAGCCGGCCCCUGCGGGGCUGCCUCCACGCGGCCACCCUCAACGGCCGCAGCCUCCUCCGGCCUCUGACCCCCGACGUGCAGGAGGGCUGUGCUGAGGAGUUUUCUGCAGGUGACGACGUGGCCCUGGGCUUCUCCGGGCCCCGCUCCCUGGCUGCCUUCCCCGCCUGGGGCGUUCAGGAGGAAGGCACCCUGGAGUUCACGCUCAUCACGCGGAGCCGGCAGGCACCCCUGGCCUUCCAGGCGGGGGGCCAGCGUGGGGACUUCAUCUACGUGGACAUAUUUGAAGGCCACCUGCGGGCUGUGCUCGAGAAGGGCCAGGGCACCGUGCUGCUCCACAACAGCGUGCCCGUGGCCGACGGGCAGCCCCACGAGGUCAGCGUCCGCCUGGGCGCCCGCCAACUGGAAAUCUCUGUGGACCAGCACCCCACGCGGACUUCCAGCCGUGGCGUCCUCAGCCACCUGCAGCCACACGGCAGCCUCCUCCUCGGGGGGCUGGACGCAGCGGCCUCGCGCCACCUCCAGGAGCGCCGCCUGGGCCUGGCGCCGGAGGCUGCCAACGCCUCCCUGCUGGGCUGCCUGGAAGACCUCAGCGUCAACGGCCAGAGGCAGGGGCUCCGGGAAGCCGUGCUGACCCGCGGCAUGGCUGCCGGCUGCCGGCUGGAGGAAGAGGAGUACGAGGACGAUGCCUAUGGCCCAUACGAAGCUUUCUCCACGCUGGCCCCCGAGACGUGGCCGGCCCUGGAGCUGCCUGAGCCGUGUGUGCCUGAGCCGGGGCUGCCUCCAGUCUUUGCCAAUUUCACCCAACUGCUGACCAUCCGCCCGCUGGUGGUGGCCGAGGGUGGCACAGCCUGGCUCGAGUGGCAGCACGUGCAGCCCACGCUGGACCUGACCGAGGCUGAGCUGCGCAAAUCCCAGGUGCUGUUCAGCGUGAGCCAGGGGGCACGCCACGGCCAGCUCGAGCUGGACGUCCCUGGCGCCCAGGCCCGGAGGAUGUUCACCCUCCUGGACGUGGUGAACCGCAAGGCCCGCUUCAUCCACGACGGCUCCGAGGACGCCUCCGACCAGCUGGUGCUGGAGGUGUCGGUGACGGCGCGGGUGCCCGUGCCCUCGUGCCUGCGGAGGGGCCAGACUUACGUCCUGCCUGUCCAGGUGACCCCCGUCAACGACCCGCCCCGCCUCAUCUUCCCGCACGGCAGCCUCAUGGUGGUCCUGGAGCACACGCAGAAGCCGCUGGGGCCCGAGGUGUUCCAGGCCUACGACCCCGACUCUGCCUGCGAGGGCCUCACCUUCCAGCUCCUGGGCGCCCCCACUGGCCUCCCCGUGGAGCGCCGAGACCGGCCUGGGCAGCCGGCGACAGAAUUCUCCUGCCGGGAGCUGGAGACAGACAGCCUGGUCUACGUCCACCGCGGCGGCCCCGCACAGGACCUGACGCUCCGGGUCAGCGACGGGCUGCAGGCCAGCGUCCCGGCCACGCUGAAGGUGGUGGCUGUCCGGCCAGCCAUACAGGUGCGCCGCAGCACGGGGCUGCGGCUGGCUCAGGGCUCUGCCGCACCCAUCUUGCCCGCCAACCUGUCGGUGGAGACCAAUGCCGUGGGGCAGGACGUGAGCGUGCUGUUCCGCGUCGCCGGGGCCCCGCGGUUUGGGGAGCUGCAGAAGCAGGGGGCAGGCGGGGUGGAGGGCGCGGAGUGGCGGGCCACACAGGCGUUCCACCAGCGGGACGUGGAGCAGGGCCGCGUGAGGUACCUGAGCACCGACCCGCAGCACCGCACCGAGGACGCUGUGGAGAGCCUGGCCUUCGAGGUGCAGGUGGGCCAGGAGACCCUGAGCAACCUGUCCUUCCCAGUGACCGUCCAGAGGGCCGCCGUGCGGAUGCUGCGGCUAGAGCCGCUGUACACGCACAGCACCCAGCGGGAGGUCCUCACCACGGCCCACCUGGAGGCCGCCCUGGAGGAGGCCGACCCAAGCCCCACCACCUUCCACUACGAGGUAGUUCAGGCUCCCAGGAAAGGCAACCUUCAGCUACAGGGCACACGGUUGUCGGGCGGUCAGGCCUUCACCCAGGACGACCUACAGGCUGGCCGGGUGACCUAUGGGGCCACGGCACGUGCCCCGGCGGCAGCUGAGGACUCCUUCCGUUUCCGCGUCACAGCCCCGCCACACUUCUCCCCGCUGUACUCCUUCCCCAUCCACAUUGGCGGCGACCCAGACGCUCCCGUCCUCACCAACGUCCUGCUCGUGGUGCCCGAAGGUGGCCAGGGUGUCCUCUCUGCUGACCACCUCUUUGUCAAGAGUCUCAACAGCGCCAGCUACCUCUAUGAGGUCAUGGAGCGCCCCCGCCAUGGGAGGCUGGCUUGGCGGGGGACACAGGACAAGACCACUGUGGUGACAUCCUUCACCAAUGAAGACCUGCUGCGCGGCCAGCUGGUCUACCAGCACGACGACUCUGAGACCACGGAGGACGACAUCCCAUUUGUGGCUACCCGCCAGGGCGAGAGCAGUGGGGACGUGGCCUGGGAGGAGGUGCGAGGCGUCUUCCGAGUGGCCAUCCAGCCCGUGAAUGAUCACGCCCCUGUGCAGACCAUCAGCCGUGUCUUCCACGUGGCCCGGGGUGGGCAGCGGCUGCUGACUACAGACGAUGUGGCCUUCAGUGACGCCGACUCGGGCUUUGCUGAUGCCCAGCUGGUGCUGACCCGCAAGGACCUGCUCUUCGGCAGCAUCGUGGCCGUGGAAGAGCCCACGCGGCCCAUCUACCGCUUCACGCAGGAGGACCUCAGGAAGAGGCGCGUGCUGUUUGUGCACUCGGGGGCUGACCGCGGCUGGAUCCAGCUGCAGGUGUCUGAUGGGCAGCACCAGGCCACUGCGCUCCUGGAAGUACAGGCCUCGGAGCCCUAUCUCCGUGUGGCCAAUGGCUCCAGCCUCGUGGUCCCUCAGGGAGGCCAGGGCACCAUCGACACUGCUGUGCUCCACCUGGACACCAACCUUGAUAUCCGCAGUGGGAACGAGGUCUACUACCACGUCACCGCUGGCCCUCGCUGGGGCCAGCUGCUCCGGGCCGGCCAGCCAGCCACAGCCUUCUCCCAGCAGGACCUGCUGGGCGGGGCCGUCCUCUACAGCCACAAUGGCAGCCUCAGCCCCCGUGACUCCCUGGCCUUCUCUGUGGAAGCAGGGCCAGUGCACACAGACGCCACCCUGCAAGUGACCAUCGCCCUGGAGGGCCCACUGGCCCCACUGCAACUGGUCCGGCAUGAAAAGAUCUACGUCUUCCAGGGAGAGGCGGCCGAGAUCAGGAGGGACCAGCUGCAGGCAGCCCAGGAGGCAGUGCCACCAGCAGACAUCGUGUUCUCAGUGAAGAGCCCACCGAGUGCCGGCUACCUGGUGAUGAUGUCCCGCGGCGCCUCGGCAGGUACGCCGCCCAGCCUGGACCCCGUGCAGAGCUUCUCCCAGGAGGCGGUGGACUCGGGCAGGGUCCUGUACCUGCACUCCCACCCCGAGGCCUGGAGUGACGCCUUCUCACUGGCUGUGGCAUCGGGCCUGGGUGCUCCCCUGGAAGGCAUCCGAGUGGAGCUGCAGGUGCUGCCUGCUGCCAUCCCACUGGAGGCCCAGAACUUCAGCGUCCCCGAGGGUGGCAACUGCACCCUGGCCCCGCCGCUGCUCCGUGUCACCGGGCCCUACUUCCCCACUCUGCCGGGCCUCACCCUGCAGGUGCUAGAGCCACCCCGACAUGGGGCCCUGCGAAGAGAAGAAGGACCUCAAGAUGGGGCCCUUGGCACCUUCUCCUGGAGAGAGGUGGAAGAGCAGCGGAUCCACUACGUGCAUGAUGGGAGCGAGACAGGGACGGACAGCUUCGUCCUGGUGGCUAACGCCUCAGAGAUGGGCCGCCAGAGCCAGCCCGUGGCCUUCACUGUCACCGUCCUGCCCGUGAACGACCAGCCCCCUGUCCUCACCACAAACACAGGCCUGCAGAUGUGGGAGGGGGCCACUGUGCCCAUCCCUAAGGAGGCCCUCGGGGGCACAGAUGGCGACUCGGGGCCCGAGGACCUGGUCUACACCAUCGAGCAGCCCAGCAACGGGCAAGUGGCGCUGCGGGUGGCGCCAGGCACUGAGGUCCGCAGCUUCACACAGGCGCAGCUGGACGGCGGGCUGGUGCUGUUCUCCCACGGAGGAGCCCUGGAUGGCGGCUUCCGCUUCAGCCUCUCUGACGGGGAGCACGUCUCCCCAGGACACUUCUUCCGAGUGCUGGCCCAGAAGCAAGUGCUCCUCUUGCUGGAGGGCAGCCGGACCCUGACGGUGUGCCCAGGGUCCGUGCAGCAGCUCAGCAGCCAGAGCCUGAGAGCCAGCUCCAGCGCGGGCACCGACCCCCACCGCCUGCUCUACAGUGUGGAGCGGGGCCCCCAGCUGGGGCGGCUGCUGCACGCCCAGCACGACAGCACAGAGGCGGCCCUGGUGAACUUCACUCAGGCCGAGGUGUAUGCUGGGAAUGUUCUGUAUGAGCACAAGAUGCCCCCUGAGCCCUUCUGGGAGGCCCAUGAUGCCCUAGAGCUCCAGCUGUCCUCACCCCCUGCCCCCAGUGUGGCCGUCACCCUUGCUGUGGCUGUGUCUUUUGAGGCUGCCUGUCCCCAGCGCCCCAGCCGCCUGUGGAGGAACAAAGGUCUCUGGGUCCCCGAGGGCCAGCGGGCCAAGAUCACCGUGGCCGCCCUCGAUGCCUCCAACCUCCUGGCCAGUGUUCCCUCGCCCCAGCGCCCAGAGCACGAUGUGCUCUUCCAGGUCACGCAGUUCCCCACGCGGGGCCAGCUGCUGGUGUCUGAGGAGCCCCUCCACGCCGGGCAGCCCCACUUCCUGCAGUCCCAGCUGGCUGCUGGGCGGCUGGAAUACGCCCACGGGGGCGGGGGCACCCAGCAGGACGGCUUCCGCUUCCGUGCCCGCCUCCAGGGGCCCUCGGGCUCCUCUGCGGCAGGACCCCAAACCUCGGAGGAUUUCACCAUCACGGUGCGGGAUGUGAACGAGCGGCCACCCCAGCCACAGGCCUCUGUCCCGCUCCGGCUCACCCGAGGCUCCCGCGCCCUGGUCUCCCGGGCCCAGCUGAGCGUGGUGGACCCGGACUCCGCCCCUGAGGAGAUUGAGUACGAGGUGCAGCGGGCGCCCCACAAUGGCUUCCUCAGACUGGCGGGGGGCAGCCCUGGGCCCGUGACCCACUUCACGCAGGCCGACGUGGAUGGGGGGCGGCUGGCCUUCGUCGCCAACGGGAGCAGCGUGGCAGGCGUCUUCCGGCUGAGCGUGUCUGACGGCGCCAGCCCACCCCUGCCCAUGGCCCUGGCCGUAGACGUCUUACCAGCUGCCAUCGAGGUGCAGCUACGGGCGCCCCUGGAAGUGCCCCAAGCGUUAGGGCGCUCCUCACUGAGUCGGCAGCAGCUCCAGGUGGUUUCAGACCGGGAGGAGCCGGACGCGGCAUACCGCCUUGCCCAGGGGCCGCGGUACGGCCACCUCCUGGUGGGCGGGCAGCCAGCCUCGGCCUUCAGCCAGCUGCAGGUAGACCAAGGCCAGGUGGUCUUUGCCUUCACCAGCUUCUCCUCCUCUCACGACCACUUCCGAGUCCUGGCCCUGGCGAGGGGCGCCAACGCAUCGGCCAUAGUGAACGUCACUGUGAGGGCCUUGCUGCACAUACAGGCAGGCGGGCCAUGGCCCCAGGGUGCCACCCUGCGCCUGGACCCCGCCGUCCUGGAUGCUGGCGAGCUGGCCAACCGCACGGGCAGCGUGCCCCGCUUCCGGCUCCUGGCAGGACCCCGGCACGGCCGUGUGGUCCGCGUGCCCCGGGCCAGGACGGAGCCUGGGCACAGCCAGCCCGUGGAGCAGUUCACUCAGCAGGACCUGGAGGAUGGGAGGCUGGGGCUGGAGGUGGGCAGGCCAGAGGGCAGGGCCCCGGGCCCCGCAGGUGACAGCCUCACUCUGGAGCUGUGGGCACCAGGAGUCCCGCCUGCCGUGGCCUCCCUGGACUUUGCCACUGAGCCUUACGAUGCAGCACGGCCCUACAGCGUCGCCCUGCUCAGUGUCCCCGAGACUGCUCGGACGGAAGAAGGGAAGCCAGAGAGCAGCAGCCCCACGGGCGAGCCAGGCCCGGCGGCGUCCAGCCCUGUGCCCACUCUGGCCGGGGGAGGCUUCCUGGGCUUCCUCGAGGCCAACAUGUUCAGUGUCAUCAUCCCUGUGUGCCUGAUCCUCCUGCUCCUGGCACUCAUCGUGCCCCUGCUUUUCUACCUCCGAAAGCGCAACAAGACAGGCAAGCACGACGUCCAGGUCCUGACCGCCAAGCCCCGCAACGGCCUGGCCGGCGAUACUGAGACCUUUCGCAAGGUGGAUCCUGGCCAGCCCAUCCCGCUCACAGCUGUGCCUGGCCAGGCGCCACCCCCGGGGGGCCAGCCUGACCCAGAGCUGCUACAGUUCUGCAAGACACCCAACCCUGCCCUCAAGAACGGCCAAUACUGGGUGUGAGGCCCGGCCGGGGACCAGAUGCUAAUCGGGCCAGGGACAGGCUUGCCUACACCCUGGCCCUGUUGCUUCCUUGCCCUGGUGCUGUCUCGGUACCCCCAGAGCAAGAGAGACCUGGAGAGAGCAGGGGUGGAGAGUGCUGGGAGAUAGUCCCAGAUAGCGUGGAGUCUAGAGCUGGAAUCCUCCUCAGUUCACUUGGGCCUGGAGAACCGCAGGGCCAAGGCAGGAGGCAGGCUUAAGUUCAGUCCUCCUGCCCUGGAGUUGGUUUGCACUGUCAGAACCGGGGCACCCUCCUAGCUGCCUCAGGACUCUGGAUCCUGGGUCUGUGACCUUGGGUAAGUCACACCUGACCCAGGCUGCUAAGAGAACAAAGAGAAGAAAGCACCCUGGGGGUAAGGGACACAGCAGGGGGACUCCUGGGUUUUCUACCCCAACCAGGCCUCCCCUUGUCUCUGCCCCAGGGUUGAGAGAAAACUUCCCCUGUUUCGUUAGGGAGAUGGUAUUCCCUGGAGCAGAGGCCAGGAGGACAGAGCCCCUCCACUCUCUAGAAGGCAUAAACCAAUAGAAUAAUAUAUUCAGGGUGCAGGGUGGGUAGGUUGCGGGGGGACGGGCUUAUUUAAAGGGGUUGCAAGGAAGCUAUUUAACAUGGUGCUGAGCUAGCCAGGACUAAGGAGCCCCUAGCGGGUGGGGUGGCGGAGGGUCUGCAGCCAGUUCAUUCCCAGGGCCUCGCCUUCAUGGGCUGAGGGCUAAGCAAGCAAGGGUUGGCUGCCCCGGAGCAGCUGGGCCAGAGAUGGCAGAGGGCCUCAGGCCGAGGGCCACUGCAGUGCCUGUGCUCCUGGGGACCAGGGGCUGGCAGCGGGGGACACUUGGCUCCACGGAGCGUAGAUAAACGGUGCUUCGAAGGCUCUGGA